AGCCCCCCUUCAUAUCAUGUUUGCUCGCUACCGCCCUCCUCCGCGUCAUCACUACCCUCAUCAUCGACGGUUCGCCUCCUCCAUGCCCAUUCAUCGAGCCCUUCGUAGACAGCCUGUGCUUGAGUGGGAUAGCCUCUUACGUCAAUACAUCGAUAGUGGUCAGUGGCACCACACACUCCGACUGGCUAACACCCUUUAUAACCAUCGGGACAUCUAUCGUGCACCGGAAUGGGUGUGGAAACACAUAGGCCGUCGAGUCGUUGAGGAGGAGAACACCUUCACACCAUCAGAGAGGCUCACCAUAGUUAGGGAUAUGAUGGAAGCUGGCAAUGCUACUAUGGUCCUAUGUGAUCCCCGACUGCCCUCUAAGGUGACCCAAGGAGUAGGUAGCCUACCUGCUGAGCAAAUGAGAAAUCUUAUACUGUAUCUAUCAUGUUAUGGCUACGUUGAGGAGCUAGGGCGAGCUGUUGGACAGAUGAGGUUGGAGGACCUCAAAGGAGACUCCCUUAGGUUGAUAGCCCUCCAUGCUCCUGAGGCAUUCCCUUAUGUAGCCUCUGGACUGUAUGCAGCAGCGUGGCGUAGAUACCAGAUGCAAGACCCCAAUAGGACCCAUGGUCUCGUCCUCAUGUCGACUACCGAGCUCUGUGGUGUGGCUCGAAUGCUUCUACGAGUGGCUGUUGUCGUCGGUGCUGUAGAAGGACAGGGACUUCAGAAGACCCUUCAACGGCUCGGAGACCGCCUCUACCAACGUAUGUGUGAUGGGAAGGUAUCGAAGUCCAUGGUUGUUGAUAUACUCGAGACUUUUAGCGGUACCUGGCCAGCCCCGAUCCAUGAGAAGGUCCUCCAACUAGGAUAUGCUCUCCUACUGGACAAUCAUGCCCAUACAGCGAUAGAUGAUUCGGAGUGUGCAAGAGUGCUACAGGUCGCAGCCAAUGCUGAGUACGGCAACAUGGCACUGAAUCGUAUUCUCACAAUGAGGUUAUCAUCUAUCUCGGGGACGGCAGAGGAGAAGGAAGAACACUCGAGUAAUGAUAACGACGAUGAUGAUGACACACGUUCGACGAUCCGUACUUUCCACAGCAUCGCCGAGAACUAUGAUGAGGUAGAGCCUUCCAUGGCUCAUAGGCUCAGCUUCAAAGCUUUGAGCUCGUCGGCUAGUACUGCCGAUGAUGUUGCCCAAAUAGUUGCUUCCCUCGGCAACUUCUCAACUCAGAAUGAAUGCAGCACAGCUCUGAGGUCCUUCUGUGAUCGAGAGCUCACCCUCGGAUGUCUCUGCCAGAUGAACAUGCCUCAGCUCAGUGCUGUCCUUCUGGUUCUAGCUAUGCAGCAUAUGUCCGCCACAGCACCAUGUACAGGGGAAUGCUCCUGUAUGAAGAGCUCUGAUAGAGUCACUGAAUACGACUACGACCCUCGAGCAGUGAGGGUGGUAGAGAAAUUCUAUUCAAGUUAUAAGGUCGGUGCUGCCCGAAAGGGGAAGAUGAUCAGAGCCCCUAUGGUCCCGAAGUUGGUAUGGCAUCAAGACGACAAGCGUUGGCAACAGGGCAACUAUCAGACGCGAGAGUCUGUUGGAGCGGAGCCUUUCAAUGGUGAUGCUCGAGAGCCCCAAAGACGGUGUGGAUGCCACCCGACGGUCGUCUCCAACACCGCCGACAAUGCAGUGGACUCGGCAAUUCGUCGGGUCCUGAGGGUCCUGGCUGUAGGGCAGGUCGUGAUGGCUCGAUCGAUGGGACAACUGGACGUUCUUAGAGACAUGAAGGAGGCUGAGGGAGGCCUCUAUGUUCCCACUGUGUUCGAUGUUCAAAAUCGGCCGACUCCGCUACCAUCCAAGGACGACAUCCUGGAGGUAUACAACCCUCCACGCUUCAUCACGAGGACAGAUCCAGACCUACAGACCGUUAUUGCCACUCGUCCGCGACCACCAAGUAGUAUAGAGCAAUGGAUUUCACCAUCGAUCCUAGCCGAGACCAAGGCUGUUGCAGCAGCAAAUGGAGUUAACUUCCCACCCCCGAGUUGGUCGUCCAACCAGAGGUCUGUCACCCAUCACGUAUCGAGUGACUUGAUAACAGCUUUGAUGAUGUGGAUGAGCUCAGGAGUACAUGGGGGUAUCGAGACUCUGUCUCUCGCAGAGCUACAGGUCAUCAACUGCAUCCUAGCCCUCUGUGAGGUCUUCAUCCAUGGCUCGGACCCUCCCGAGGUCCGCACUGACGGCGUCAAGCAUCCUCGGAAACGAGCCUUCAUCAACUCCGCCAGGCCGGACCGGUCCGAGAAUGAGGACACUUCCGUGUCGUAUGCCUCGUUGGAACAUGAUGAUCAUACGUUUCUGAACUUUCCUUUUCGCGUCAGUCGAGUUGCUCUCACCCACAUUCUGGAUGGUAUGGAUUGCCCAUGGCAAGCCCAGCCUCAUCUCCUCAAAUCGCCAAUUUACGAGGCACAAUCAUGGUCAUGCAACAAGGGUACGAAGCGGGCGCUUCGUGAGGAACUUUUUGGGGUGCCAGUGACGCGGAAGGCGCGUCUCAGGAAGUUGACGAAAGUGCGCCCUAACAAAUCGAUUAUCAAGGCGCGCGCUAAUGUGCGUGCAAGCGCGCCUCGUGAAAUGGACAUUCCAGUCGUUUGA
Molecule: messenger RNA, 2614 nt
Organism: Perkinsus marinus ATCC 50983
Lineage: Eukaryota; Perkinsozoa; Perkinsida; Perkinsidae
Exons: 16
Coding region: 17-2614 (865 amino acids)
Source: RefSeq, a predicted model, not a curated record